GUAAUAUUAAUAGGCAAACAAACACAGAGGAUUAUUGAAGAGGUUUUGGACUUUUAUCUACAAAAAGCAGGAUAAAGCAACUGGACGGACUCACCACCAGCAUUGAUUAUAUAUUCUUAAUUGCAAAAUCACACAAAUAUAUUGAUACACCCGGAGUGUAAUUUUUGUGAAUGCAGCAGUGCUCUGGAAAAAUGUGGACCUGUAUAACAGAUUUUUUUACAUAUGAGACUACCAAGUCUGUGGUGGUAAAGAGCUGGACUAUCGGCAUCAUCAACCGAGUCGUGCAACUCCUCAUCAUCACAUACUUCAUUGGCUGGGUGUUUUUGUAUGAGAAAGCAUAUCAAGUAAGAGACACGGCCAUCGAGUCUUCAGUCAUGACUAAAGUAAAAGGCUUUGGAGAGUACAACAACCGCAUCAUGGAUGUGGCGGAUUAUGUCACACCUACUCAAGGGGCGUCAGUGUUCUGCGUCAUCACUAAACUUAUCACCACAGAAAACCAAGUUCAGGGAAACUGUCCAGAGAGUGAGGUGAAAUUCAAAUGUGAGAAUGACAAUAAAUGUAAGCAGCUGAUGACAAAACCAUCUAGUAAUGGGUUGCUGACAGGACGGUGUGUGCACUUUAAUACUACCCAAAAAACUUGUGAGAUCAAAGGAUGGUGCCCUGCAGAGAUUGACGAAGUCCAGCCAAAGCCCAUGAUGGAGGUGGAGAACUUCACCAUAUUUAUCAAGAACAGCAUUCGCUUCCCACGUUUUAACUUCACCAAGGGAAACUUUUUGGCCAACAUCAACAGUUCAUACAUAAAGGGAUGUAAUUUUGACUUUGAGAGGAACAUGUAUUGUCCGAUAUUCAAAGUGGGGGAUGUGAUCCGAUUCGCCCAGCAAAACUUUACAACUCUUGCUACAAAAGGGGGAGUGAUAGGAAUAAAAAUAGCCUGGGUGUGUGAUUUAGACAAGGCAGAUGAUGAGUGUAAGCCUGCCUAUUCCUUCACCCGUCUGGACGCCAUGUCAGAGAAGACCACCGUUUCUCCAGGAUACAACUUCAGGUACGCAAAGUAUUUUAAAAUGGAGAACGGAACUGAGUAUCGCACCCUGCUGAAAGCCUACGCCAUCAGAUUUGAUGUGCUGGUCAAUGGAGACGCAGGAAAAUUUGACAUGAUCCCAACUCUAAUCAACAUGGUGGCUGCUUUCACCUCUGUUGGUGUGGGUACAGUGCUUUGCGACAUCAUUUUGCUGAACUUCUUGAAAGGAGCAGACCAGUAUAAGGCCAAGAAAUUUGAAGAGGUGUCAGAUUCACAUAUUCAGAGCUCUGGUUCACUGUACAGGACCAGAGACCACAGCCAGCAGUCCAUCAAAACCGACGAGAAGUUUUCCAACGACUCCGGCGCCUUUUCCAUCGAACGUUACAGCUAAUAAUGCUAAUCGCAGGAUUGAAAUGAGUUGAUUUGUCACAUUUUCAUUUCUUCAUCAAGUCAUCGCACUUAAUUAAUCUUUAUCAUUGCCAUUAUUCAUUUAGCAUUAUUCGGAACUAAUCCUUGCACUUUACACACAAUACAGACUAAAGACAGGGUGCGAAUUACAGGGGGGGAGGGCGUGGUUUAAGCUCUCCUCCUAAUUAACACUCGAUCCCCCUGAAAAACGUCUAAAGAAGAUGAACGGGGCUCAGCCCUUUAAUAUUGAGAAAUAGUUCCCUCUGAUCUGUAUUUUAAAUAAUAAUAUUACUAAUUAAAAUAUUAGAUAAUAUAAAUAAACACUUGACCACCCCUAUAACGGUUCAUAACAUUGUGAAUGCAUAAUCGCGCCAAAAAUAUUUAUUCAACCGUCUGAAACUGCAGAUGUGGACCACUGAUAGACAUCGUAAGUGUUCAAAAGACUGUUUUCUCCUAAAAUAGGAGUUUGUUUUUACAUACAGCCUAAACAUAAUGUCAAAUUAGAUGCAUAGUUCGUAUAAUUUGACCUUCAGUAACUUCUAAAAUAGUUAAUCAGAGGAUAGGCUACUUGUGGGGCAGAAUACACGACAUAUUCACUUAAACACUGCAAACUUAAACACGUUUUUAUUAAUAACUUAGAUAUAAUGUAAAUAAAUACAUAUAUUUGAUUCACCAAAUUCCCAAACAUUACCGAAAAGGAUGACCCUUUCGAUUAUAUAUAUGUAUAAUUCGCACCAACUAGCGUUAAACAAUUACAUUAUAGGCCUACAUUUUCCUUAACCAUGAAAAAUAUUUGAAUUAUAACCAUGGCCCAAAUGCUAAACUUCUUAAAAUUAAACUCGGUCAAAAUAUACUAUAUGACUGAUCAAAUAUCUAAAAUAGUACUAUAUUUUGUGAAUAAUAGCAUUAAGUACGUGCUUAAAUUCUACGAUGUAUGCUUAUAGUGUUUGCAUGGCCUUUACACAACAGCAGUUUAAUAAUGUGAUUGUUCAAUAGAUACACAUGCAGUUGUGUAUGUUUUAUGUGUUGUAUGUUUAUUAUGUUUUUUUAAAAAAUCAAACACUGUAAAAUAAAAAUAGUUUACUCACAAAUAAAGAUUUACUCACAAAUUACUAUCCCUCAAGUGGUUCCUAAUCAAGCUGGUAACCAUUGAUAUCAACAGUAAACAAAUAGGCCUACUAUGGAAGUUAGUGGCUACAGCUUUCCAACAUUAUUCAA
Molecule: messenger RNA, 2644 nt
Organism: Danio aesculapii
Lineage: Eukaryota; Metazoa; Chordata; Actinopteri; Cypriniformes; Danionidae
Gene: p2rx3b
Product: purinergic receptor P2X, ligand-gated ion channel, 3b
Exons: 12
Coding region: 171-1409 (412 amino acids)
Biological process (GO): response to ATP; monoatomic cation transmembrane transport
Cellular component (GO): nuclear inner membrane; plasma membrane
Molecular function (GO): purinergic nucleotide receptor activity; extracellularly ATP-gated monoatomic cation channel activity; ATP binding
Source: RefSeq, a predicted model, not a curated record